GUGGUAACCAUGAGCUUCGGGUUAACUACUCACCUUCUUCCUCCAUUGCCACUCGCUUUCUCCAAGAACACCACCACCAUCAAACCAUUCCCAAUUCAAUCUUCAUCGUUAUCAGCUUCCAUUUUACCAAACUCUAUUCCCAAAAAACCCUCUCUUUUCUCAAAUCAUCUCCUCUCUCUCGCCAUCGCCAUCGCCACUCUUACUUCUCCACUUCCAUCCUCUUUCGCAAUCCCUUCUCUCAACAACUCGCCGCCGCCCAAUUUACCCUCCGCCACCACCCCCUUCUCUCAGUCCAAGAAUCUAAUCACCGGAUUGGAGAACGGGAAAAUUAGACCGUGCCCAUCGAACAAUCCUGGGUGUGUUUCGAGUAAUCCGAAAUCAUCAUCUUUUGCGUUCCCAUGGAGGAUUCCGGAGAAGUCCAUAGAUAAUGCCCUCCAGCAAUUGCAGGAAGCAAUUCUAGAAACGCAGAAAAAUGCCAAGAUUGAGAUCGUGGAAAACACCCCAGAUGGCCGAUAUUUGCAAGCAAUGGUUGAUGGAGGUUUUGGGCGUGACAUUCUAGAGUUCUUGGUGAAAGGAGACGUGGUCUCGUAUCGGUGCAUGGCCGCGAAAGUAACCUAUAUAUACCCCUUCACUACUGCCUUAGGGGAUUCAAAGGGUCAAGAAGAAAGAAUAAGGAAGGUUGUGGAUCAGUUAGGGUGGGAUGCCCCUAGUUUCAAUGCCAUGGAUUAGGACCAUUUUGAAUGUAUAUACAAACAUUCAUGUUCAUCAUUUCCACUUGUUCUUACUGAGCUAUGCCCGUACUAAUCGUAGCAAAUUGCGACGGCAAGACAUCAGCUCUGAUAAACUCUCCACAACCUGGAAUUGAACCCAAGGCAGAUGGGAUAUUCCACUACACCACAACCCUUGUGGUUUUGUUCCUUCAUUUCUAUACAAUUUUCAAUUUGAGAUUUUAAAUGCUAUUUGGUUCAUUC
Molecule: messenger RNA, 971 nt
Organism: Cynara cardunculus var. scolymus (artichoke)
Lineage: Eukaryota; Viridiplantae; Streptophyta; Magnoliopsida; Asterales; Asteraceae
Product: thylakoid lumenal 17.9 kDa protein, chloroplastic
Exons: 4
Coding region: 10-729 (239 amino acids)
Source: RefSeq, a predicted model, not a curated record